CUAUUUCUCUAUAAGAAGGAAUCAGAUGCUCAUGAAGUCCCUUAACCCCUCUGUCAAUAAGUUUUAAUUACGUCCAACAAUUCAUAUCAGCUCUCAACAUAUCAGCUCUCAAUCCUGCAGUCACCUACUCCGCAUAAUGUCCCAAAAGGCCUUCAUCACCGGCGCAACAGGCUAUAUUGGCCGUGUUGUCACAGAACUCGCCGUCAAAGAAGGAUACAACGUCCGUGGUCUCUCGCGUCGUGAAGAAGGUGACGCCCUCUUGCAGUCUCUCGGGGCGACCCCUGUCCGCGGCGACCUCAAAAGCGCCGAGCUUCUCACCGAAGAGAGCAAAAACGCCGACAUUGUCUUCCACCUCGCUUUCGACCACGACUUCUCCAAGCCCUACCAGGACCUCGUCAACCUCGACAUCGCCGCCGUCAGCGCCCUAGCCAAGGGCCUCGAAGGAACCGGCAAGCCCCUCAUCGUCACCAACGGCACUGCAGGCGUGCAAGCAGACCCCAACGGCGGCGAAACCGACGAAACAACACCCCAGGCUGAACAUACUUUCGGCAACCGCGACGUCGCCGAGAAGCAUGCACUCUCAUUGGUUUCCAAGGACGUACGCGUCGUCUGCAUCCGUCUCCCACAAUACGUCUACGGCCGCAGCAACUCCACCGGCUUCGCGGCGCAACUGAUCAAGCUUGCUCUUAAAUCCGGCGAGGCUGUGUACAUUGGCGAUGGCGAGUACUGCUUCUCGGAUGUAUACGUCGAUGAUGCCGCGAAAUUAUACCUCCUUGCCGCUAAGCAUGCAAAGGCCGGGGAUGUCUUCAAUGGCACCGGUCACACCACUACCACUUACAAGGCCAUGGCGAAUGCAGUCAGCGAGCUUGUAAAGGUUCCUGCACGGUCUAUUACCCCUGACGAUGCAGUUGCGCGCUGGGGACCGUUUUUGGCUGCGUUUAUUGGGAUCAGGAACCGUGCUUCGAACAAGAAGGCGGUUCAGGAGCUUGGGUGGACGCCUGUUGGCCCGGGACUACUUUGGGAGGUACACACUGGAAGCUAUGGGCCUGUUGCUGAAAAGUUCAAGAAAGAAAUUGCGGCUGCUUGAGUGUGGAUUAAUUUCUAAGAUGUGAUUUGAGCGCUGCGUUUUACUCCAUCUGGGGUGGGAUAUUCUCACUGUGUAUUCAUCGUUGUAGUUAGGUGUAAUCCCAACUAACACGGGCCACAAAUCUUCAUGUCCAAUGAACGAUUAAGGAAUGACAAUUAAUCCCGUCCUCUCGG
This is a messenger RNA of Aspergillus versicolor CBS 583.65, 1260 nucleotides long. RefSeq lists its product as uncharacterized. Bases 137 to 1087 code for a protein of 316 amino acids. Lineage: Eukaryota; Fungi; Ascomycota; Eurotiomycetes; Eurotiales; Aspergillaceae. The record is from RefSeq and is a predicted model, not a curated record. The transcript has a single exon.